This is a messenger RNA of Vombatus ursinus (common wombat), 2505 nucleotides long. It is a transcript of the gene RAMAC, whose product is annotated as RNA guanine-7 methyltransferase activating subunit. The record is from RefSeq and is a predicted model, not a curated record. The transcript has 5 exons. The coding region runs from base 318 to 674 and encodes 118 amino acids. Lineage: Eukaryota; Metazoa; Chordata; Mammalia; Diprotodontia; Vombatidae. Gene Ontology annotation, molecular function: RNA binding. Gene Ontology annotation, biological process: RNA 5'-cap (guanine-N7)-methylation.
GGCUCCCUGCGGAGGUGCCGGGGUCCUGGCCCGUUGGAGGGCGAGCUUGGGGGACGGGCGCCUCUCACCGACCCUUCCAGUGCAUUCCAGCGGAAAAAUAAUCUGAAAAACUUACUGCAAGCUGGGGGCCCAGACUCCCAGGCUUAGGUUUCUUCACCAAAAAAGGCAACUAAACUGUAUAGCAGCCCUAAGUCACCGAGAUUUUUCAAAUAUUUUCAAACUCUAUUUCAAUCUUUCAAGGAUCAAGUGACCACAGUUCUGUGUAGGUUUUCCCUUCACCAGAGGAAAUCUUAACCCCUCUGCACCUUGAUUUCAGAAUGACUGACGCUCCUGAUACUGUUCCAAAUUUUGAAGAGAUGUUUGCCAAUCGAUUCACAGAAGAUGAUACUGAGUAUCAAGAAUACUUGAAACGCCCUGUAGAUUCCCCUCCGAUUGUUGAAGAGUGGAAUAGUAGAUCAAGUGGUAAUCAAAGAAACAGAGGCAAUCGGUUGCAAGAUAACAGACACUUUCGAGGAAGAGAUGGCAGGCAGAGUUGGCCAAGUGACAGAAGAUCUAAUCAGUGGCAUGGAAGACCCUGGGGUAAUAACUAUCAACAGCACAGACAAGAACCUUACUACCAUCAUCAGUACGGACAAUAUGGUUAUAAUCAACGGCCUCCUUAUGGCUACUAUUAAUGUUAGCAGCAUCAAGUGAAACCUGUUAAAUUCUAAUAUGUCAGCAGCUUGCCUGUUUCCUCUGUUUGGUCAUGUUUUUGUAUAUGAUUUUGUAUAGAUAAUAUUAGGCAACUUGAAGCUGUCAUGUACAAAUAAACUAGAUGGUAACUGGGAAUGAUAAGUCCUGUAGAGAAGUUAUGGACUACAUUGUUCAACUUCUACCUCAAAUUCAUCUUUAUCUCAUAUUUUGUUAGUGCAUUGAAUUUCAUGUGUUUUCCAUGUAAAGCUGCCAAUAAUUGUAAGUUUGUAACACAGGCAUAAUUAGGAAUAGGAAAAACAUUUGCUUUUUCUCAAAUUUAAAAGAAUUUCUGUAAACAUGGAUGUGAUUAUUUCUGGAAUUUUGCAGACUUUAAUGAAAUAAUUCAUCAAGACAGUUAUAUUUGGCUUGUAAAAUAUCAUAUUUAACAGCAGCUGAAAACACUUUGUAAUCGAUUUACCUUUCAUUUGACUUUGAAGAUUUCAAAAUAAUAAUCGUACUAUGUGAAUGCCUAUUUUAAAGGUAUGAGUUCUAUACUAGUAACAAAAGGAAGACAAGAAUAAAGAUGUAAAAUAAGCAAAGAAUUUUUAUUUUUGGAUUCAGUGGGUGUAGAUCUGAUUUUUUGCAUUAUAUUGUAGUAUGACUUUGCUGGUUGGUGGCGGGCAAGAGAGAAAUAUUCUUCCUAUUCAUUUGAAAACAGGAUUGAAAUUAAGUACAGUGCAUAAUUUAAACCUGUUACUUUCAGUCCUUUCUUUCCAAUCAAUAUAUAAAACAUAACUCAAUAUUUUGGCUCUAUUAUUUUUAGAAACAUGAUAGCUUAGACUUAUUUUACAUUGUUUUAUUCUUUACCAAACAUGAAACCUUCUGUAUCUUGUAUAAACACAAUAAUUGUGUCUAUUAAAAAAUAUUUCCUCUAUUUUUAUAACUCCAUUAUGAUGGCUAUUAUAAUUAUAUUUUACUCAAGGGAAAUGGUAACUGUGUAACCUCGUUUUAAGUUUUGGGUUAUUAGCUCUUAAAGAUUUGCCCUUUGUUAUAUCCUGCCUGAUAACAGGAAUUUUGGUAUAGUAGAAAAAACACGCCAUUUUUGAAUCCUGAGCACUGAAGUUCAAAUGCUGGCUUUAAUGGACUGAACUUGAGCAGUUCACUUUAACUCUCUUGACCUCAGAAAUCCCUAUCUGUAAAAUGAGGUAGCUAGACUAGAAGAUUUCUCUGAGGUCCCUUCCAGCUAUCAAUCCUAUGAUCUAAGAAGAGUAGCAUUUUGACUUUUUAUGAGAUUGUCUUGAAUAUUUUGUGAAAAAGGAGUCACUUUGUUGAAGCAGAAGUGUUAUGAAAGGGUAUGAUUAAUCUUAGUAUGAGUAAGAGCAUUGCAGUGACAAUUAAAUCUUUCUUUUAGCUGUUUGAAAUCUACCUUCUUGGAAUUUCCACCUUAAUAGUCUUCUCAUAGUGUUUUCUCUCUUGUAGUGAAGGAGUCUGCCUUCCCUAAGUAUUCCUCUCCCUCCUACUCCCAGAAACCCAUGUAUCUUAUUCCCUUAAAAAACUCUUCUCUGUUAGCUGCUAUACUGAAAGAAAUAAUUUACCUUAGGGUGCAAAUGACUGGUAAAGAAAAAUGAGUUACUUUUGAGAAGUAUUUAUAUUUCAAGGAGGGAAAAAAUCUUGGGAAUUAAAAUCUUUGGAAUUUUAGGUAUCAAGGCUGGGAGAGAUUGGGGGGUGGUAGGAGGUAAGAUCUUCCCUGUGCUAAGCAAAUGCCUAUUCUACUUACAUAUAUGUAAAGCCAGUCCUGAACAUGACAUUCAAUAAAAGUAAAUCUUGAUAGUA